Limanda limanda (common dab) is the source of this 969-nucleotide messenger RNA. RefSeq names its product dnaJ homolog subfamily A member 3, mitochondrial-like. Gene Ontology annotation, cellular component: mitochondrion. Lineage: Eukaryota; Metazoa; Chordata; Actinopteri; Pleuronectiformes; Pleuronectidae. The coding region runs from base 1 to 969 and encodes 322 amino acids. Gene Ontology annotation, molecular function: heat shock protein binding; protein kinase binding. The transcript is spliced from 10 exons. Gene Ontology annotation, biological process: negative regulation of apoptotic process; mitochondrion organization; protein folding. The record is from RefSeq and is a predicted model, not a curated record.
AUGUCAGAGCCACCUAACGAAGAGACGUCGAGGCCUGCUGCAGCGGAGGAGGACGAGCCGGAAAGGAGAGUGACCUCCUGUGCGAUGGCCGCCGAGUUGAAGGCCAUCUGCCGGCAGGAUUUUGUGAUGGAGCUGAUGUUUACGGAGGCGGCAAAGGGAGCGAAAAAAAUGCUGAGUCUGAACAUCGACGAGUCGUGUCCACGGUGCGAUGGCAAGGGAACGGUGAGAUUCCCUCAUGUCUCCUCCUGCCGGUCGCUCCACACCAGCAGCCGGCUGGGAAACAAGCAGGACCUCUAUGAGGUGUUGGGUGUUUCCCGCACCGCCACAAAGAAGGAAAUCAAAAAGUCCUAUUACCAGUUGGCAAAGAAGUGUCACCCAGACGCCAACCAAGACUACCCAGGGCCCGAAGCAAAGUUUGUUAAACUGGCUGAAGCCUAUGAGGUGCUAAGCGACGAGGUGAAGAGGAGGCAAUACGACCACGGUCAAGCCGGCGCCGGCUCGACUGGGGUCCAUCUUGAGGAGCUCUUCAGGACCAUCUUAAGAUGGUUCAUCGGAGGAAUGGGCUUUGGAGAUAGCAUGUUCGAUCAAAGGCCAGAGUUUGUGAUGGAGCUCACCUUUAUAGAGGCAGCAAAGGGAGCAGAUAAAGAGCUGACUCUAAACAUUCAAGACUCCUGUCCACGGUGCAAUGGGAUGGGAAGGGAGCCGGGGACCAUGGUGUCACCAUGCCCCUACUGCAACGGCACCGGGGUGGAGUUGAACAGCACUGGUCCCUUCCUGAUGUACAGCACCUGCCUACGCUGCGGUGGGAAGGGAUCCAUCAUCAUCACGCCCUGCGCUCUGUGCCGAGGGUCGGGUCAGAUGAAGAAGAGGCAGACGGUCACUGUACCUGUACCUGCUGGUGUGGAAGAUGGUCAGACAGUGAGCAUGCCAGUGGGUAAAACAGAUAUCCUCAUCACAUUUAGGGAAUAA